This is a messenger RNA of Anarrhichthys ocellatus (wolf-eel), 1683 nucleotides long. RefSeq names its product cyclin dependent kinase inhibitor 1A (gene cdkn1a). Gene Ontology annotation, biological process: DNA damage response; negative regulation of cyclin-dependent protein serine/threonine kinase activity; regulation of G1/S transition of mitotic cell cycle. The record is from RefSeq and is a predicted model, not a curated record. Gene Ontology annotation, cellular component: nucleus; cyclin-dependent protein kinase holoenzyme complex. Lineage: Eukaryota; Metazoa; Chordata; Actinopteri; Perciformes; Anarhichadidae. The transcript has 2 exons. Gene Ontology annotation, molecular function: cyclin-dependent protein serine/threonine kinase inhibitor activity. The coding region runs from base 407 to 898 and encodes 163 amino acids.
UAUCACCAGUCUGAGACGCUCUGUAGUUACUAGUGAGGAUACUUUUACUGACUGGAGAGAUGGUAAGCCUGAUAUAUACUUUUAAAGUUGAAUAGUACAAAAACUUAAACAGAAUAACGUCUGCUUUAUGUUUUUGUUGAUUGAGGGUGGAUUUUUAGCAUGGAUUAGAAUAUAUUUUAUUUACAUUUUUUGAAUUAUUCGGUGUAAAAUUGAAGCCUUUUAUUUACUUUUUAUUUAUUGAAAAUGAUAUGAUGAGAAGUGUCUGAGAAUUAGAGCUGCAGCCAUUAGUUGAUUAAAUGGUGAAACGUUUUGGCAUACUUGCAGCUAAAGUUACAGCUCAUCAUCACUGUCUCAGCUUCUCCGACUAACCACCGGUCUGAACCUGUGUUCCCUGCAGUGUAGAACGAUGGCUACUCACAAGCCCAUCCUGAGCCCCCCGAGGACCGGCUCGGCCCGACGAAACCUGUUUGGCCCGGUGGACAGAGAGCAGCUGCAGGCGGACUACCAAGCCGCCCUGCAGAGGAGCCUGGAGGAGACUUGCCAUCGAUGGGGCUUUGACUUCCUCUCCGAUACGCCUCUGGAGAACAGUGACUUCCAGUGGGAGGCCAUCCCCGGGGCCACAGUGCCGCUGCUCUACAGAUCCUGUGUGCUGGGUCUGGGACACGCAGAAGGUGAGAGGGCGGCAGAGGCGGCGGUUCAGCCCGAGGACGGAGGAAGGGUCGCGCUGAAGGAGAACAUCCCAUGUUCACCAGAGAGAUGUGCACUCAACCAGGAGAAGCUGGAGAAAACACCAGGGGGAGGAGAGAACACGGGGCUGAAGAGGAAACAGACAAACAUCACAGAUUUCUAUCAGGCUAAAAGAAGAGUAGUUGGGAUGCCACGCAAAUCCGGCGAGUGAAGGUGCCAAUAUCCCAAGAGAAGCACACAAACAGUACUGCUCUCAGGAAGCCUUCUGUGCACAGACUCUGCACAGUCACUCCCCACGAGGUCUUGGACCCAGAGACUCAUCUAAGAGCACAAGGGACCUCAGCAAUACAUCAUUGUAAUAACUAUAAGGUUAAUUAGGGUUCUGUAUUUACUCUAAGGGGGGGGGUGCUUUACCCAGUGGUAAGAAGGGGACAUUUGAGCAGAGGAGAUUAACAGUAAUCUCUCAAAUCAGUGGAUUUAUACUCAUUUGGAUCAUGGGGAUGCCAAAGUGUUGACGGACAUUUCAUACUGUACAUUCCUGCUUUGUAGAGACUCUGUACCUGCAGCAGUGCGGAGGAAUGAUGGAUGAACGCAUUACUGUGCAUACUUGACACAGAUGCCAUGUUGGUUAUAAUCAUUACGGAGUGGCUGUGAUUGAAAAUGGUAGAGAGUGGGUGAAGCCCUUUGCCUCCUUUUGUUCAAAUCCACUUUUUUUUUUUUUUUAACAAUGUGAAUCAUGAGGGCUAGGAGUUAUUUUAUAUGUGUUAUACUUAAUAUAUUUAUACGUCUUUUUUUCUACCAUCGUGUAAUCAUAGGACAAUGUUUGAAGAGUUUUGAUAUGCUGUACAUGCAGUUGCUUUGCUUUAGAUUAUUAUUGACAGAAGUGCCAUCAUGUCUUUCAUUCAAAGGUCUCCAUGAGGACCCGGUCUGGGUUCUGACGUGUGUACAGCACCAGAUAUUGUAGGUUAGGAGCGUAUCAAUAUGUUUGGUACACUU